Penicillium mononematosum is the source of this 963-nucleotide messenger RNA. Its product is annotated as SDR family oxidoreductase. The coding region runs from base 1 to 963 and encodes 320 amino acids. The transcript has 6 exons. NCBI's taxonomy places the organism in Eukaryota, Fungi, Ascomycota, Eurotiomycetes, Eurotiales, Aspergillaceae. The record is from RefSeq and is a predicted model, not a curated record. Gene Ontology annotation, molecular function: oxidoreductase activity, acting on the CH-OH group of donors, NAD or NADP as acceptor.
AUGGUUAAAGUUCUCUUGACUGGAGGCAGUGGCUUCAUCGCCGCCCACAUUGUCGACAUUCUGCUACAGCAUGGUUUUGAUACAGUUGUUACUGUUCGAACAGAGGAGAAGGGCAAGCGCAUUAUUGAGGCACACCCCAACGUACCGAAGGAAAAACUCUCUUAUGUGAUUGUCAAGGAUGUAGCCAAGGACGGUGCAUUUGAUGAUGCCGUCAAAUCAAAUCCUCCCUUUGACUAUGUUCUCCACACCGCGUCUCCUUUCCAUUUUAAUGUUCAGGAUCCUGUGAAAGACUUCCUUGAUCCAGCCAUCAAGGGAACGACCGGUAUCCUGAAGGCAAUCAAAGAGUACGCCCCUACCGUGAAGCGAGUGGUAAUCACGUCAUCUUUUGCUGCUAUUGUGAACGGCAAGCAGCACCCCAAGGUCUACAGCGAGAAAGAAUGGAAUCCGGUGACAUGGGAGGAGGCAAUGGACCACUCGCAAGUUUACCGUGGUAGUAAGACCUUUGCGGAAAAAGCAGCAUGGACGUUCAUCGAGAAGGAGAAACCGAAUUUCAAUAUUGCUACCAUCAAUCCACCACUGGUGUUUGGCCCAAUCGUUCAUUAUCUCAACUCCCUUGAGAGUCUCAACACGUCGAACCAGCGCCUGAGAAACCUCAUCCAGGGUCAAAUGAAGGAGAAAAUAGCACCAACGGGCAAUUUCCUGUGGGUGGAUGUGCGUGAUGUGGCCCUCGCCCAUGUCAGAGCCAUCGAAGUUCCUGAAGCAGGAGGGGAGAGGUUCUUUGUCGUCGCUGGCUUCUUUUCAAACAAGGAACUUGCAGAUAUUGCUCACUCUUCCAGCGACUUCCCGGAAAACAUCUAUGAGAUUGACAACAAUAAGUCGCAAAAGAUCCUUGGACUCAAGUACCGCCCACUGAAGCAGACUGUCUCAGACACCAUCGAUUCUCUUCUAGUUGUUGGUGCUUAG